This is a messenger RNA of Opisthorchis viverrini, 1539 nucleotides long. RefSeq lists its product as hypothetical. The record is from RefSeq and is a predicted model, not a curated record. The coding region runs from base 1 to 1506 and encodes 501 amino acids. The transcript has 12 exons. Gene Ontology annotation, biological process: tRNA dihydrouridine synthesis. Gene Ontology annotation, molecular function: tRNA binding; tRNA dihydrouridine synthase activity; flavin adenine dinucleotide binding. Gene Ontology annotation, cellular component: cytoplasm. Lineage: Eukaryota; Metazoa; Platyhelminthes; Trematoda; Opisthorchiida; Opisthorchiidae.
AUGCCCCACAACAUCCACGCAGAUGUUGAAUGCUUGAACUCACUAAACACAUCCUACCCCCAACUAGCGGCGGUGUCCGCUGACGAGCAAGCUCUAGCGUACCAGUUUCUCGAAUGGAAGGUGGUUAAGUUGGAUCCUUCUACAGUCUCUGGCCAUGUAUGGUCAGCACUGAAGGCUACUUCCCCAUUCGAUCCCGUGGGGAAGGUAAUUUUGGGACCUAUGGUGAGGAUUUCCACACAUCCCAUGCGUCUAUUGGCGCUCAGGUAUGGCGCUGAUUAUGUUUUCACUGAGGGUACUCCAGACGCGGAACGUGCUUUACGGGCUGCCAAAAUGGUGUACGUCAAAUUACUUGUCUAUUAUCUUUUGUAUAACGUUCUUUUUUCUAGACAGGACGAUGUUCUUGCAAUCGACAUCAAUAUGGGUUGUCCCAAAGACUAUUCAAUCAAGGGUGGUAUGGGCGCCGCAUUGCUAAUUCAACCAGAGAAAGUGAAAGAGAUUCUGACUCGGUUGACCUCUGCACUGCGUGUCCCUGUGACGUGCAAAAUCCGUAUCUUACCACAGCUGGAAAAAACGUUGGCAUUGGUGAAGUUGAUCGAAUCCACGGGAGUGGCGGCACUCACUGUACACGGCCGUACCCCUAGUGAACGACCGCGGCAUCGCAAUCACGAUGAGGUGAUUGCUGCUGUAGCGUCGGCCGUUUCGAUUCCCGUUAUUGCAAAUGGUGGCUCUUGGGAUACAAUACGCUCACACGAUGAUAUCGAGUUCUUCCGGCAACAAACAGGCGCAGCUGGCGUCAUGGUUUGUCGCUCCGCAAUGUGGAAUCCUGCGAUUUUCUCCCCCGUUUGUCCGGCGCCCACGUUACAUGUUCUUAUCCGGGAAUAUUUGUCCCUUGCUGUCCGAUACGACCAUCACAUAGCUGGUACAAAGUAUUGCAUUCAGUCAAUGCUUCAUCUCGAAGGGGAAACUCCACUUUUUCUGGCAACGCUGGCCGCUAAGGACCUGAAGGAUUUGUGUCGUUUAUAUGUUUUCGUGAAUAGUCACACUUGGUCUGUUCCGGACGUCUACACUGUUGAAAUGCAGCGUCGGGCCGGCAUUCGUGAUUCUGCGUCUGCGAAGCGUGUGUCUACGGAGACUGUGAAUGAAUUCGGCGAUGCUGCCAAACGUCCCCGUAUAAACGAUGAUCCAGAGCAAUUAGAUCAGAAUGGACAUGUGAUCCGACGAAACAUCCCCUAUGAGCGUCGGUAUUGGCCUCUCCAUGGCACGUCCCCUAAACAAAUUCUGUACGAAUAUUCUAACAAGACGCGAAUUAAAGCUCCAGAAUUUCAUACGACCGAGGACCGGGAAUCCCGCCUGUUCUUUUCCACAGUCCUUUUUGACAAUAAGCAAUUCACAAACACAAGCGGCUGCAAGUCCAAGAAAUGGUCAGAACAAGCUGCUGCGCUUGUCUGUCUACAGUUUUUGGGACUGUCAGAUGGAAAAUGCUCGGAAACAGAUGUUCCAACAUGAAACUCAGACGUUUAUAUCGUGGAUCAAAUAUAU